AUGGCUCUUUUAGGGUUUCCGAUCUAUAGCAUACCACCGCAGGGUUUCAAGGAUGAGGAGGAAGAGCUGGAGGUGGUUGAAACUGAAACGGGCUUCGGGAACGUCAUCGUCGUCGACAAACUGCUCCUUACCUACCUUCCCGUCUCUCCCUUCCCCCAUUCCUCCUUCCCCGCACCCUCCUUUCCCCCCCGGCUGUCCCUCCUCUGUCGCUGCAGCGAGGACGAGGAGGAGGAGCUGGAGGUGGUGAAGACGGAAACGGGCUUCGGGAACAACCUUCUCCGCACCUACCUUCGCGUAUCUCCUUUCCCCCGUUCCUCCUUCCCCGCACCCUCCUUCCCCGCACCCUCCUUUCCCCUCGGCUGCAGCGAGGACGAGGAGGAGGAGCUGGAGGUGGUGGAAACCGAGACGGGCUUCGGGAACGUCAUCGUCGUCGACAACCUGCCCGUCGUGCCGCCCGAAAAGUUUGAGAAGCUGCAGACCGUGGCCAAGAAGAUUUUCGGGCAGAUUGGGUUGAUUCGGGAGGGGGGGCUGUGGAUGCCCGUGAAUAAGGAGACGCAGAAGACGAACGGAUAUGCCUUUAUCGAGUAUGCCACUCCCCAGGAGGCGCAGGCGGCGCGGGAGCAGAUGGACGGGUACAAGCUGGACAAGGCGCACGUCUUUAAGGUCUCCAUGUUCGACGACUUUGACAAGUACGCGCGCGUGCCCGACCAAUACGUGCCGCCGCCGCAAAAGGAGUACACUCCCUCGGAGAAUCUGCAAUGGUUCGCGGCGGACGAGCGCGGGCGCGACCAGUUUGUGAUUCGCUUCGCGUCCGAGACCGAGGUCUACUGGAACGACGCGCGCGCCGCCAAGCCCGACCCCGUCUACCGCCGCACGGUAGGGCAGAGGGGGAAAGGAGGUGGGUUUUGGACGGAGAGCUUCGUGCAGUGGUCGCCGCUGGGCAGCUAUCUCGCGACCAUCCAUCGCCAGGGCGCCGCCAUCUGGGCCGGCCCCUCGUGGCAACGCAUCAUGCGCUUCGCACACCCGCAGGUGCGCCUCAUCGACUUCUCGCCCGGGGAGCGGUUCCUGGUGACGUACAGCAGCCACGAGCCUGCCAACCCGCGGGACACGCAGAAGGUGGUGCUGAAUGUGUUUGACGUGCGCACGGGGAAGAGCAUGCGCGAGUUCAAGGGCGCGGCAGAUGAUUUCGCCACUGGCGGCGCUGGUGGCGUCGCUGGCUUGGUUGGUCCCUCCCCCGCCUCCUCCCUUAAGCAGAAGGUGGUGCUGAAUGUGUUUGACGUGCGCACAGGCAAGAGCAUGCGCGAGUUCAAGGGUGCAGUGGACGAUUUCGCCACUGGCGGUGCGGGUGGUGUUGCUGGCGUGCAGUGGCCCGUCUUCAGCACGAUGUCGCUGCUGGACAAGAAGUCCCUCAAGGCGGAUCACGUACAGGACUUCACGUGGUCGCCGGCUGAGCCCAUCCUGGCCAUGUACAUUCCUGAAUCGAACGGGGGCAACCAGCCCGCUAGGGUGAGCCUGGUUGCUAUCCCAUCCCGCGAGGAGCUGAGGCAGAAGAACCUGUUCAGCGUGAGUGAGUGCCGCAUGGCGUGGCAGAGCGCGGGCGAGUACCUGGCAGUGAAGGUGGACCGCUACACCAAGACCAAGAAAACCACCUACUCGGGCUUCGAGCUCUUCCGAAUCAAGGAGCGCGACAUCCCCAUCGAAGUCCUCGAGCUAGAAAACAAGAACGACAAAGUUAUCGACUUUGCGUGGGAGCCGAAGGGGCAUAGAUUCGCGGUGAUUCACGGCGACGGGCCGAAGCCGGACGUGUCGAUUUACACGAUGAAGCAGGCGGGAGCGGGCGGGGCGGGCGGGGUUGUGAAGGUGGCGAAGCUGACGACGCUCAAGGGGAAGCAGGCGAACACGCUGUGCUGGUCGCCCAUGGGACGGUUUCUGGUGCUGGCGGGACUGAAGGGGUUCAACGGGCAGUUUGAAUUCUUCAAUGUGGAUGAGCUCGAGACCAUGGGCACUGGGGAACAUUUUAUGGCCACCGAUGUGGAGUGGGACCCCACUGGCAGGUACCUGGCAACAGCAGUGACGUCGGUACAUCAGAUGGAGAACGGAUUCCACAUCUGGUCCUUCAGUGGCCGCCUGCUCUACCAGCUGCCCCGCGACCGCUUCAUGCAGUUCCUGUGGAGACCCCGUCCCCCCUCCCUGCUCCCCGCGGAAAAAGAGGCAGAAGUUUCCAAGAACCUGCGCAAGUACAGCCGAAAGUACGAGGUGGAGGACGAGGAGGCCGGGGCGGCGUCGAGUGCAGCGGAGGUGGAGAGGCGGCGCAUGGUGAUGGACGAGUGGCGGCAGUGGCAGGCUGAGUGGCGGCACAUUGAUGAGCAGGAGGAGAAGCUGCGGGCUGCGAUCCGAGGCGGCGUGAAGGAGGAGGAGGAGUAUAAGGCGGAGGAGGUGGAGGUGGAGGAGAUCAUUGACAUUCAGGAGGAGAUUGAGAGGUUCGAGUGA
This is a messenger RNA of Closterium sp. Yama58-4, 2490 nucleotides long. NCBI's taxonomy places the organism in Eukaryota, Viridiplantae, Streptophyta, Zygnematophyceae, Desmidiales, Closteriaceae. The record is from the annotation of a GenBank genome assembly.